Messenger RNA from Suillus plorans, 708 nucleotides. RefSeq lists its product as uncharacterized. The record is from RefSeq and is a predicted model, not a curated record. NCBI's taxonomy places the organism in Eukaryota, Fungi, Basidiomycota, Agaricomycetes, Boletales, Suillaceae. The transcript has 11 exons. Bases 1 to 708 code for a protein of 235 amino acids.
AUGAACUUGAAGGCAGCAGACGAAACAGUGUUUGGCUUUGUAUCCAGGAAGAAAGAGGAAAUCAGCAUCAAAAUGGCAGCCAAGUACCGAACCAAAAAGAUUGUCAGCCAAGUCAUAGAUUCUGGGUGUCAGGUCUCUGGCGCAAGUCCAUCUAAGAAGAAGAGAAUCUGCAUCCAAAGGUCAUCACAAGCUGAAAAGGUGGUCAGCCAGAUCAUGGGCUCUGGUGAGCCAUCCAUCACAGGUCCUCCUACCCCUCCACAUCAUAGUUCAUCCUCGGCAUCAGGAGGACACAUAGAUUCUGCCAAAGUUAUUUUGUGGUGUCGAUGUCGCCAAGGCGAGCCUCCUGACUUGUUCAAUAUUCAACACACUGAAUACAUACAGUCAUCUCAUAGGGGGAAGUCUCAUUUAUCCGCUGCAAUCACGGAGUGUCUCAGUAAUCUGUUUCAUCGAUGCAAAUUGGUGAAUGCUGCCACUGAAGAGCUCUGGUGUUAUGCAGCUGCAUCAGGCAGCUUCACACCCCAACUCAUCUCAAUCAAUGUCUGUGUCAUGCACUCUUUUCAUGUUGGUUUGCAUGUUGGCCUGAAGAAAAAGCUAUGUUUCCUGUUGGGUGCAGUGGGUGUUGCAGUGCAAAAAUGCCGCAAGAAUUUGAUGCAAUUUUACACCUCAGCGUUGAGACGGUAUUCCAGAUGUCCCAAGGCCUGUGGUUGA